AUGGCUAACAUCAACUAUGGACCACAAAUUUAUCUUCAAAAUUAUGCAUCCAACCCUCAUCAUCAUAACCCCGGAGCGCCCUGCGCUUGGGAGACCACCGAGAGUUAUCAAAGGAAAUGGUCAUUUCCAGCCGUUCGCAUUCUCCAUCGUGUCCCAGAAGUGUGUCCUGCGGGUGAACAUUGCAAUGACGGAACGAUAGCUUGGGAGACCUGCACACAGUUGGAUGACGAGACUCCCUUGAGGGUUGGACCUGGACAUGCUCAACAUACCGGAUAUUGUAUUACUAGAAAAAUAGGCUUCUGUAAAUAUUGGAAAUCUCAACAAUCGGACCCCUUUGUUUGUUGUUAUCACCUCUUGACACGGGUGGAAGCACCAAUGAGGAAAGGGUAUUGUUUUGGAGAAAACUGUCCAGGACUUGAGGGGGCAAAAAGUAUUCCUGUUGUUAACUAUGAUCCUGCGGCUUAUUAUUCCGGCGAGAGGUUAAAAUACGAAAGGGAACGGCUUGAUUUGUUAGAAGUAGAGGCGGAAACUGGAAAGGAUGUGAGGUUUCAUUGGAAGAAUAUGGAUGGACCAGGCUAUGAGACUUUUGAAGAGGAAAAUUUACAAUAUAAGUUUGGAUUCCAAGGACGUAACAGAGUCUCCAAGCCGGUUAUGAGCUACAUGCCGAAUGACAGUUGGUGGCGGCCGCAUUAG
Messenger RNA from Botrytis sinoallii, 693 nucleotides. RefSeq lists its product as uncharacterized. The record is from RefSeq and is a predicted model, not a curated record. NCBI's taxonomy places the organism in Eukaryota, Fungi, Ascomycota, Leotiomycetes, Helotiales, Sclerotiniaceae. The coding region runs from base 1 to 693 and encodes 230 amino acids. The transcript has 2 exons.